AUGGAUGUCCGUGAAAAUUGUCUGGGUCGUGUCAUAGGUUGCGAACUCCGCUGUAUACCACCCAAAUAUUCUAAUGGUUCCUCUCCACAGCUCAAAUCGUGUUGGGGGCUGAAAUGGUGCCCCAAAUUUUAUGCUCGAGGACCAAGCGAAUUCGACGUUGGGGUUUUAACACCGGAUGGAAAAUACAACUCCCUAAAGACUGAUGGUUCCUUGGCUGUGGAGUAUAGAGCUCAGGAUAGCAUUGCGAAUUUGAAACCAUCUCCAAGCUUGCCCAGCACUAUCUAUGAUACUGAUGGUCAGCUAGGAUCAAGGAGACGCGAACCGCCUUCUUCACCAUCCUGGCAUUUCAGUGUGCCCGCAUCUCCUGCUUAUAUUAUGCACGAGAGAACACAAGAUCGACCUGAUUUUAUGCGUUAUCCUGCCCAUUCCUCAACGCCUCUGAUUGCGCCGGGAGGGGCGGAGGGGUCUCGGCUACCCAUACCUAUCCCUGGACCAAGAACUACGGUGUCGUCGAUCCAACCCUUCUCAGAGCCUUAUACAUCAGAGCUCUCGUAUGCUCUACUUCCGGGACAUUCGUCGCACCCAUCGCAGAGCUGUGGUGCUCCAACAGUUGGGAAACCCCUGCAUUUACACUAUUUAAGCCCCAAAGUUACGCCUGCUGUAUCGCAGGAUCCAGCUGCCCUGCCGUAUGGUGUAGCGCCAGAGACUCCAGAGCACCUGGUCUCAGAUCCAGGAGACGCGCAGGAACAAUAUCUCCCCCUGGACAGCACCCAUGCCCAUUCCACACUACAGGUUCACCUCAUGACUCCCACUAUGCAAACUCCGCAAGCAACUCUGUUGGAUUCAUGGAACAACCUAGAUUUCUCUCCUGCAUCGACUCCUCCGAUGUCAUGUUCAACGUCGUUCAGCGCUGACUCUAGUUUGAUUGGAGAGUUCGAACAUCAUCAUGGUCCAGGAGUUGCGACUUCAAUGUCGGAAUUAAUGGGAAUGGACUGGGAAAAUUCGACGCAAUCCAACGACCAGUUGGAAGCAGGGGUGACGGACGAGGAUUGGCAGCUGCAUCGGACUUUCACGCGUUCCUCGCCGAUGCAUCAGUCGAGAGGGCUAUCUCCUAUUGAUAUGAGUGCGGAUGAGCUGCCAGGCACCGAUGAUGGAGAGGAGACAGCGUACAAUCUUUCCGACACCUUCCUCUUCUCCAGCGCCUUUCAUGGUGCUUUCGCUUGCUGA
This is a messenger RNA of Suillus fuscotomentosus, 1227 nucleotides long. RefSeq lists its product as uncharacterized. The transcript is spliced from 2 exons. The coding region runs from base 1 to 1227 and encodes 408 amino acids. The record is from RefSeq and is a predicted model, not a curated record. Lineage: Eukaryota; Fungi; Basidiomycota; Agaricomycetes; Boletales; Suillaceae.